AUUGUAAAUGUGUGGAUAACCUUAGCUAGAUUACUCGUCAAACUUAGUUUAGUUUCAUAAUUAGCAGUAUUCACACGAUGCUGAGUCCCAGUUUUUGUUGUUUUAUUAUUAUUUUGCUCCUAAUUUAUUACUGGUUCGAGCGGAAAAGUAACUACUGGAAGAGAAGACAUGUGAAAUAUUUAACACCAAUACCAUUUGUUGGUAACUAUAGUGCAUACAUCUUCCAAAAGAAAACGAUAGGAGAAACUGUACGAAAUAUUUGCCAAAAAAUGCCUGAAGAACCUCUGAUCGGCGCCUUCUACGGGACUGAGCCCGUGCUGAUCGUGCAAGACCCCGAGUACAUCAAACUCGUCACGACGACAGAUUUCUACUACUUCAACGGCAGAGAAGUUUCCGAUCACAUACAUAAGGAAAUUCUGACCAGAAAUUUAUUUUUCACUUACGGCGACAACUGGAAUUUAUUCAGGAAAAAUCUUGCACCGUUUUUUUCUCUGGGCAAUAUGAAGAAUAUGUUUCCUUUGAUAAAGGAGCAUUCGAAGUCUCUAGAGCAGCUGUUGGAGUCGGAAACUAGAACAGGUGAUCUACUGGACGCGAGGCACCUCAUGAUGAGGUACACGUUGGACUGCAUCUGCUCCUGCUCUCUGGGAAUGGAUCCCAAAGCUUUGAGUUCCACUGAUAGUGAUCAUCCAUUUAUAAAAGUCGGCCACAUGAUUUUCUUAAAUACGAUUUCCAGGGGAAUACAAACUGUUUUCAGAGCUAUCUGGCCAAGUAUUUUUUACGCUCUCGGUUUCAAAAUAUUUCCACUCCAUAUUACAAACUUUUUUAUGGCUAUUGUAUCCAAACAGAUACAUGAAAGAGAAGGCAAGCAAUCGCAGCGGCACGAUCUUAUAGAUUUUGUGGCUGCUCUGAAAAAAGAAAACUACAUUACCGGGGAGAGUAUCAAAAAGUACAAAAGUUCCACCAAUAAUGAAAAGAUUCAUAUGAAGGUUGACGAUGAGAUAAUUGUACCUCAACUGAUAUCAAUAUUUGCUGCUGGAUUUGAAACUUCAGCUACUACUAUGACGAUGGUGCUAUUUGAGCUGGCUAAACAUCCAGACAUACAACAGCGUGUUUUGAAUGAAGUUGACAAAUACAAUAAUGACAAUAAUGGUAAUAUUGAUUUUGACUGUACCAAAGACUUGCCUUACCUUGACCAAUGCAUUCAAGAAACGCUACGACUGUACCCCGUGUUGCUGGCAGUCACUAGAGAAGUAUUCGAAGGGUACACAUUUCCAAACGGAGUCCGAGUUGAUCGUGGUCUCAGAGUUCAUAUUCCUGUGUUCCACAUUCACAGAAACCCUAAAUAUUUUAAAGAUCCGGAUGUUUUUGAUCCUGAUCGAUUCUCACCCGAAAAGAAGCAAAUGAUUCUCCCCUUCACCUAUAUGCCAUUUGGUAAAGGACCAAGAUUUUGUAUAGGGUCAAAAUUUGCUCGAAUGCAAAUGAUGGCGGGUUUGGUGGCCAUUUUCAAGAAGUACCGUAUUGAAUUGCCGGGUGGAGUCUCCGGACUUGUGGAGUUCGAACCGAGGUCUAUGUCCACUCAGACCAAAACUGGAGUUCAUUUGAAAUUGAUUUUUAGACAUAACAAGAUGGAAUAGAUAUACGAGUAGCUUAAGUAUCUACUUGUGUGUAUCUAUACAGCUAGAUAUAUAAUAUAAAAUAAAGUUUACUAUUAUUUUUUAAAUACCUAUGUGUUAAACCAAUUGAGAACAUUGAGAUGUGUAAACUGCGCGUGAGUGGUAUAAAGUAAUAUAGUAAAAAAUAUUUAUGACACAA
Plutella xylostella (diamondback moth) is the source of this 1812-nucleotide messenger RNA. RefSeq names its product cytochrome P450 6B5. The record is from RefSeq and is a predicted model, not a curated record. Lineage: Eukaryota; Metazoa; Arthropoda; Insecta; Lepidoptera; Plutellidae. Gene Ontology annotation, molecular function: monooxygenase activity; oxidoreductase activity, acting on paired donors, with incorporation or reduction of molecular oxygen; iron ion binding.